Messenger RNA from Artibeus jamaicensis (Jamaican fruit-eating bat), 1172 nucleotides. It is a transcript of the gene FLT3LG, whose product is annotated as fms related receptor tyrosine kinase 3 ligand. The record is from RefSeq and is a predicted model, not a curated record. Bases 117 to 968 code for a protein of 283 amino acids. The transcript is spliced from 8 exons. Gene Ontology annotation, biological process: positive regulation of cell population proliferation. Gene Ontology annotation, molecular function: cytokine activity; receptor tyrosine kinase binding. Gene Ontology annotation, cellular component: membrane; cell surface. Lineage: Eukaryota; Metazoa; Chordata; Mammalia; Chiroptera; Phyllostomidae.
GCGAGCCCCCCACCAAGGCUGUGGGCCCCAGCAUCCUGAUGCAGAAGAUGGAGCACGGGGAGAGUUGAGGUUCACGGCGAAGAUCUGGCUACAGGCAUGAGGGGCGUCCGGCGGAGAUGACAGUGUUGGCACCAGCCUGGAGCCCAGCUACCCCCCUGCUGCUACUGUUGCUGCUGAGCCCAGGCUUCUGCAGGACCCCAGACUGCACCUUCCCCCACAGCCCCAUCUCCUCCACCUUCGCUGACACCAUCCGCAAGUUGUCCGACUACCUGCUCGAAGAUUACCCCGUCACUGUGGCCACCAACCUGCACGACGACAAGCUCUGCUGGGCCUUCUGGCGCCUCGUUCUGGCCCAGCGCUGCAUGGAACGGCUCAAGACAGUAGCCGGGUCCCAGAUGCAACAGCUGCUGGAGGAUGUCAACACUGAGAUAUACUUUGUCACCUCAUGUGCCCUCCAGCCCAUCCCCAGCUGUCUUCGCUACGUCCAGACCAACAUCUCCCACCUCCUGCAGGACACCUCCGAGCAGCUGGUGGCCCUGAAGCCCUGGAUCACCCGCUGGAAUUUCUCUGGCUGCCUGGAGCUGCGGUGUCAGCCGGACUCCUCCACCCUGCUGCCCUCCAGGAGUCCCAAGGCCUUGGAGGCCACAGCCCUGCCGGCCGCUCAGGCCCCUCUGCUACUCCUGCUUCUGCUGCUGCUGCCACCCCUGGCCCUCCUGCUGGUGGCCGCCGUCUGGUGCCUGGACUGGCGAAGGAGAAGGUGGAGGACGCCCUACCCUGGGGAGCAGAGGACACUGAGGCCCAGAGAGCGAAGUCACCUGCCAGAGGACACAGAGCCGGGACUCGGAGCGAGUCAGCUAGAGACUGGUCCCUUUCUCGGCAGCGCUGCCCCUGCCACUAUCUCCCCAGGAUGGAGGCAACAGCAGCAGCCGGCGCCCGCCCCCGCCCCACCCGCUGCCCUCUGUACAUAGCCCUUGUCCCCAGGAAAUUGUACAUAAAUCAUCUUUUUUCUACCAGUUCUGGUCGGGCCUGUCUGUGGGUGGGUUGGAGUCUCGGUGUUCCCGGUUAAUGCAGUGUUUCGUUCACUACCUGUUUUCCGAGGCCUCCGGAGGCCCAGGGACAAGUGCGAGGCAACCCUGGGCCCCGAGUCGGAACCAGCCCAGAACCUUCUCAAU